AUGCUCUUGCAGCGUGAGGCAGAGGAGCAGCAGCAGGAGCAGCAGCAGCAAGAGAAACAGCAGCGGCAGCAGCACUUGCUGACUGGCAACGGCUCGGCCCCGGCCAACGGGACAGGCGGCGGCGCCGCGCCGGGCGCGGCGAGCGGCGGAGGCGCCGCAGCUGCGGCGGCGGGCGGCGGCAGCGGCGGCGGCGGCCAGGGCUUGCCGCCCGGCGGCAGCGGGGUGCUGGAGGAGCAGGGCGGCCGGACGCGGUCGAUCCUGCGGGGCUCCUCCAGCAUCCAGCCCGACGGCAGCCGCGUCCUGUCUGGCGGCAAGGCGGUGCAUUUCCAGGUGGCGCGCGCCACAGGCGUCACCUCCAACCGCGACUGGGGCCUGCUCUACGCCAGCCCAGAGCUGCUGCGCAAGCGCGAGCUGACCCCUAAGGCGGACGUCUUUGCGUUUGGUGUGCUGCUCUACGAAAUGCUGUCGCGGCGGCUGGUCACGUGGAACGACGACAGCGAGCAGGCACAGGCCUACGAGCGCAGCGUCCGCGGCGGCCGCAUCAACGUGAAAAAGCACGGCGACGAGUCUCUGCAGCUGCUGGCCUACGCCGAGCGCGUCGCGGAUGGCUACCGGCCGCAGCUGCCGUCGCACUGGCCAGAGGACGUGACUAAGCUGGUGGACAGCUGCUGGGCAGCUGACCCCGGGGAGCGGCCCAGCAUGGAGGCGGUGUCGCAGGCCCUGGCAGCGAUGCUCAAGGACCGCAAGAUGGUGAAGCUGCUCGACUCGGAGCUUCCCGCCAACAUGCCGCAGGCCACGACCUGCGCCUGCGCCAUAAGCUAG
Messenger RNA from Monoraphidium neglectum, 822 nucleotides. RefSeq lists its product as hypothetical. Gene Ontology annotation, biological process: protein phosphorylation. The transcript is spliced from 8 exons. Gene Ontology annotation, molecular function: ATP binding; protein kinase activity. The record is from RefSeq and is a predicted model, not a curated record. The coding region runs from base 1 to 822 and encodes 273 amino acids. Lineage: Eukaryota; Viridiplantae; Chlorophyta; Chlorophyceae; Sphaeropleales; Selenastraceae.